CGGCGCUAACCGUUUGGACGUUCAGUCGACCGACGACACCGCUACUGUCCGUGUUCCGCGCGUAUUCGUGAUGAUAUAAUAUUAUCAUUGUUGCAAUCGAAUAAUAUAAUAUUAUCGUUCGCCGUUUCGUAGUGUGCCCAUCACGGUAAUAACACAUUCGCUGGUGUCUUAUAAAUCGAUCACGUGUGCGCUUUCACGCGUAUAAUAUAAUAUUCGAAUACAUAAUAUAUUUUUUUUUACGAUUUCUCACGUUCUCUAAUUUUUUAUAUCUUAAUACGACUAAAUUCGCCGUUUACCGCCGUAAAAUAUCAAAGUCGAGAUUAUUCGUUUUAUGAAUUCGCGCGCAUCGUCCGCUGCGGUCUGCCGGUGGUAGGUAAGCCGCGCGCGUUGAAUGCGCUUUACAAACGGUUCGUGCGGACACACAUGCUAGAACCGACCGGAGCAGCAAAUAUGACAGUCUUAGCGCUCAACCAUCUGUUGCCGCCGCCUCCGACGCCGUCCGCCAACAACGGCGGUCCGCAACCCCAACAGCAACAGCAGCAGCAACAACAGCAACGGGCGGCUUCCGGAGCUGACGGCAACGGCGCCGACGACUUACAGCAAAACGGCAAGACAUCGCGCAUGAUGACGGUCGCGGCCGCGGCCACAAACAUGUCGACGGCAAUGAUGAUGGGCGGCGGUCCGCCGACAGGCGUCGGCCACCACCACCACCACCAUCACCACCACAACCACCACAGCAACCAAUUACACAACAAUAACAACAACAACAACGACGAUACAGCCAGCAGCCCGCGGUCAUCCGUCGUCGCGGCCGCUCGUCCGUCCGGUCACAUCAAGUUCAGCGUGGCCGCCUUGUUGGCCGACACCAGGCCCGUGCGGUCACCGACGCCCGGUUCCUUGUUCGACGACGACAUGGACACGCCAGACGACGACGAAGACGACCGCAACAGCGUGGAUGUGGAGACACCCGACGGCGGCGUCGCUGUCGGCCGGCGGUGCUCAUCCAGCACGCCGGACCGCGGCCGCUCGCCGAUGCCGCUUCACCCGUCGUCACCGCCGCUGUCGCAUCACCAGCACCACGGCGGCCACCCGUUCCAGCAGCCCGGUGGCUCCAUGGCAGCUCGUGCCGCGUUCAUGAUGUCCGGCGGCGGUGCGUCCGUCACCGGUGGCGGACACCAUCACCAUCCCGUCGCGCCCGUCCGGCCAACGCCGUUCACCGCGUUCGCCGCAGCCGCCGCCGCCGCCUAUUCGGCCGCCGGCAUGCAGCAUCCCGCCGCCCCCGGAGCGUGGCACCCGCAUUACGCCGGUGCGUUCCCCGGCUUCGGUUCCACCGGUCUCAAUUCCGGAUCGCCUGAUUCCAACAACGGCGAACCGCCCAAACUCAAGUGCAACCUGCGAAAGCACAAGCCAAACAGGAAGCCCCGGACGCCGUUCACCACGCAACAGUUGUUGAACCUGGAGAAAAAGUUCCGGGAAAAGCAGUACCUGAGCAUCGCCGAACGGGCAGAGUUUUCCAAUUCGCUUCACCUGACCGAAACACAGGUGAAAAUAUGGUUCCAAAACCGGAGAGCCAAAGCCAAGCGGCUGCAAGAGGCCGAGAUCGAAAAGCUGAAGAUGGCUGCGGUGGCCGCGGCCAGGCCGCACCACCCGCUGUACGGCAACCCGCACCUGCCGCACUACUUCCAACACCCGUCCGAGCUGUUCGGCCACCAGCACCAACUGCAAUCGCUCCUUUCGCACCGGCCCACCAUGGCGCACCUCAUCGCCCAAGGCCUGCAGCAACAGCAGCAACAACAGCAGCAGCAGCAACAACAACAGGGCCCGCCGCCGACGCACCAGCCGGCCGGCGGACAGGUACAGCAAACCCAUCCGCCGUCCGCGCGCUCGUCCAUGUCGCCCGGCGGCCGGCGGUCGGCCACCCCCGCGUCACCAACCCCAUCGAUGGGCGGCGGGGGCCCGGGGUCUACCACGAGCGUCUAGUCCGGACGUGCUCUCGCCCAUGGCAAAACGGUAUUUAAAGACUAUACGCGCCGCGUAUCUAUCUCGUUCUAUUUUAUUAUUAUAUAUAAUAUUAUUAUAAUAUGUUAUUAUAUUGUAUAAACACUAUUCUCUUAUACAAUAAUUAUUAUUAAUAUUAUUAUUAUUACUACUAUCAUUGUACAUGGAAACUAGUCACCUGCAAAAAUAAACGAACCGUCGUCACUGCGCUCGCGAAUGUAUAGACAUAACAAUAAUCAUAAUAUAUGAUAUGCGAGAGAACACGAUAAUCGUCGUCCACCGAUCUAGCUGCCAUCGAAGUAUAUUACUAUCGAUGCUCGUGAUUUUUUUAUUUAAAAAAAAUUAUUGUCUUAACGAGUUCCUACACUUUAUACGCAUAUAUUGUGACACGAUACAACGCCAUCGUAAUUUGUAUACUCGCAGCUGUGCAGGUAUAUGUCGUGCCCUGCCCCGGGCGACCGCCGAGGGAUCGUUUUAAUUUUGUUUUAAAUUUUUUUGACUAUAUUCUGUUUAAACGUAGGCCUACCUAUGAUAAUAUCAUCAUCAUCAUUAUUAUUAUUUACGUGUUGUUUAUUAUUGUGAUAAGACUUUUUUUUCCGCCCCGUCGGAUAUUAUUAUUGCAAUGUACCUACCUAUAUUAUUUUGUUCGGCGGGAACCGCGCGCGCGCAUCAUUUAUACGCAUAUAAUAUUAAUUUUGUUUGUUUGUUGUACAAUUCUUAUAUUUGUUCGCGUAACGUGAAAAUAUAAUA
Molecule: messenger RNA, 2748 nt
Organism: Acyrthosiphon pisum (pea aphid)
Lineage: Eukaryota; Metazoa; Arthropoda; Insecta; Hemiptera; Aphididae
Gene: Dr
Product: muscle segmentation homeobox protein Drop
Exons: 3
Coding region: 424-1980 (518 amino acids)
Biological process (GO): regulation of transcription by RNA polymerase II; embryonic morphogenesis
Cellular component (GO): nucleus
Molecular function (GO): RNA polymerase II transcription regulatory region sequence-specific DNA binding; DNA-binding transcription factor activity, RNA polymerase II-specific
Source: RefSeq, a predicted model, not a curated record